AUGUACCCCUCUCCUGAGGUUGAACAACAUAGUGGUAAGGAUGACGAUUCCUUCAGUUCUGAGAAGGACUUGGCUGCUGAAGGGUUGUGCUCUCUAGGGCAAACCGUGUCUGAAAAAGGAAAAUAUGUGGCAUCUAAAACAGCCAAUGCUUCCCACUCUGAGAAGCAUGAUGAUGCAAAUGUUGUGAUUGAUCUAGAGGAUGGUAGCUCUGAUGAUCAAGAGGAAAGCUUACUUCAUCACCUAAAGACAAGUGUGGCUAAACGCAUGAAGACUCACAAAGGAAGAUCUGUGGCUGAACUUAUGUCAGCUAGAAAAGCUAAGAAGACUGUUGGUAUUGGUCCCUCCAAAUCUUGGAGCAAGAAAACCACUGUUAGGAAGUCUCCUGGUAAAGUCCAUGUUGUUCAUUUGGAUAACAUCUCCUUCCAUCUUGAGGAUGGGGCUGCAAAGUGGAAAUUUGUGAUUCAGAGAAGGGUAGUUGUGGAAAUGGAGUUGGGAAAAGAUGUUGUUGAUGUCAAGGAGGUCACAAACCUAAUAAAAGUUGUUGGGUUGUUGAAGACUGUUGUUGGAUUCUCUCAAUGCUAUGAAGGUUUAGUUAAGGAAUUUAUUGUUAACAUUCCUGAGGACAUUUCUGAUAAGAAUAGCAAGGAAUUCUGCAAGGUGUAUGUGAGGGGCAGAGAUAAUGAGGGUGCAAGUGAAUUAGAAGUUACAAACAAUAAGGUCUGUAGAGAGAUUACAGCUAGGAAGGUGAAAGGUUGGCCUGUUAAAAAGCACCUUCCUGCUGGGAAGUUGACCGUCAAGUAUGCAAUCCUGCAUAAAAUAGGAGCUGCCAACUGGGUCCCUACCAACCAUAUCUCCACCAUUGCUGAUACCCUUGGAAGUUAA
Lathyrus oleraceus (garden pea) is the source of this 882-nucleotide messenger RNA. RefSeq lists its product as uncharacterized. The coding region runs from base 1 to 882 and encodes 293 amino acids. The transcript has 4 exons. Lineage: Eukaryota; Viridiplantae; Streptophyta; Magnoliopsida; Fabales; Fabaceae. The record is from RefSeq and is a predicted model, not a curated record.